Molecule: messenger RNA, 1257 nt
Organism: Hirsutella rhossiliensis
Lineage: Eukaryota; Fungi; Ascomycota; Sordariomycetes; Hypocreales; Ophiocordycipitaceae
Exons: 1
Coding region: 1-1257 (418 amino acids)
Cellular component (GO): mitochondrion
Source: RefSeq, a predicted model, not a curated record
AUGCCGUCAAUGCUCCCGCGCCUCUUCUCUCCGAGCCGCACGCUGGGUGGGCGAGUCGCUGCGACACGGUCCGGCCGCCGAUCCUUUCGUCUGGCUCCCGCGGCAUGGAGCCCCAAGGAGCGCAAGGCGGACAACUCGAUCCCCUUUGUCUGGGGCGUCGAGGGCAUUCCCGGCCGCCAAGGCAUUGAGCCCGGCACCCAGUCCACCAUAACCCCGUCCGAGGCCUCCAUUUUCAGGGGCAUAUUCGACGAGAUCGCACAGGGCCGCAAGCCCGCGCCCAAGAAAUGGGCCUCGCGCACCCGGGCUUCCCCUGCCAGAGCCCCCGACGCCCUGUCCAGUCCCGACAACGGCGCAACCGGCAUGGCCCAGUCCAUCGUCGAGCAGGCCCGAAUGCCCGAGCUUCGCGAAAAGUUUCUGCUUCGCUACCCGCCCUCUCUGCGCGAGGCUGCCGUCGUUGCCCUGGGCCUGUAUGAGCUGGAGCCGGGGCCUGUCGCGGGGGACAGCGAGGCGCGCGAGCUGGACGACAAGGAGGCGGAGAAGAGAAAGGAGCGCGCUAGGUAUGACGGGGCGAGGAAAGAGGAGCGCAGCAGAAUCAUCACCCUCAUCAAGGCCUGCGAAACCGACGUCGCGCUGUGGCACCUCAUGGAGGCCGAGAUAUUUUCCCUGCCCAAGGAACUCGGAAUCUUGCGGAGCAGCAAAGCAAAGUCACCGGCGAAGCGCGGCGGGAAAAGGUCGGCCAAGGACAGGAUAUUGGAAUCGACGGAGCCCCUUGGCGAGGAUGUCCCUGCAGACGACAAGACGCGAAGCAUGGACAUCCACGGCCCCCUCUACCCCUACUUCCUCAACCUGGCGCUGACGUACUUCGACCGCUCCUUUACUCGCUCCUCGCCCUUUGCCUACCAGAUCCUCCCCCGCAUCAAGGAGCUCGGCCUCCUCUCCUACGUGCUGGGGGUCUCGACGCCCUUUUACGCACGCCUCGCCCGUAUGUACUGGUACCGCUUCGGCGACGCCCACGGUGCGCUCGGUGUGCUGCGCGAGAUGAACGCCGCCGGACUACAGCCUGACGAUAGCGUCAGUGACUUGCUGACCCAGAUUCGCCUCGACCUGCACGCAUGCGCCGGUGGCGACCAGGGGCCCUUUGUCUCGGCCAUCGUCAAGUCUCCUCCGUACGACGGGACCUUGACGCAGAAGCUGAUGCUGGUGGAGAGCGAGGUUAGACAAUCGUUCGAGGAGCGUGCGAUAGAGCGACUCGUGUAG